Messenger RNA from Penicillium argentinense, 852 nucleotides. RefSeq lists its product as uncharacterized. Gene Ontology annotation, biological process: carbohydrate transport; transmembrane transport. The record is from RefSeq and is a predicted model, not a curated record. The transcript has 3 exons. The coding region runs from base 1 to 852 and encodes 283 amino acids. Gene Ontology annotation, cellular component: membrane. Lineage: Eukaryota; Fungi; Ascomycota; Eurotiomycetes; Eurotiales; Aspergillaceae. Gene Ontology annotation, molecular function: carbohydrate:proton symporter activity.
AUGUUCGGCAUCAACAUUGGCUUCAAGUAUCACAAAUGGGCGAUUCUCUAUUGCUCCAUCUCCGCGAUCGGAGCGUUCGUCUUCGGGUACGACAACACCUACUAUAGUGGCAUUCUGGGAAUGCAGGAAUUCAAAAACGACUAUGGCAACUACUACGUAGAUGGGCAAAAGGUAUUGGCGACGAGUUUUACCUCCCUGGCCACGUCGAGUAUCUACAUCGGGGACAUGGUCGGCGCGUUCACCUCUGGCCCGCUGAAUGAUCGCUUUGGGCGCCGAGUUGUGCUGUGGAUAACUUCUUGUCUUGUUCUCGCUGGGGGUGCUACUCAAACUGCCGACACCCAUAUUGAAGGCGUCAUUGUGCUUGGUCGGAUUCUCAUCGGACUGGGAGUCGGCAACUUCACCGUCACUUCGCUACUAUAUAUGAGAGAAGUCGCGCCCCUCGACAUUCGAAGUCCAGCACUCUACAUGUAUCAGUUCAUACAAUCCUGUUCCCAGCUCGUCGCAUCUGGCACUACACAGGGUACGAACGAGAUAAAGUCCUCCUUAUCUUAUAAGCUGCCGGUGGGAGGUCUGGUGAUCUUACCACUCGCCGCAUUUGCCCUUCUUCCCUUCAUCCCCGAAAGCCCGACCUGGUACGCUUUCCGCGGCAGACGCGACGAUGCCGAGAAAUCACUUCGAAAGAUCCAUCAAAAUGACGCAGAAUACGAUCCCUCCGCCGAUCUCGCCUUACUGGAACAGACACGAGAGUACGAGGAUGAGCAAGCCAAGGCCUCUUCCUGGAAGGCCUUGCUGUGUGACCCUGUCGAACGCAAGAAGCUGAUUUGGGCGGCUGGUGGAAUGAAUCGGCGUUGA